Molecule: messenger RNA, 8640 nt
Organism: Rhineura floridana
Lineage: Eukaryota; Metazoa; Chordata; Lepidosauria; Squamata; Rhineuridae
Product: collagen alpha-1(I) chain-like
Exons: 68
Coding region: 192-5753 (1853 amino acids)
Molecular function (GO): extracellular matrix structural constituent
Source: RefSeq, a predicted model, not a curated record
UCCCCAGGUGGCGGCUUACGACCACUCUGUCCACGUGCAGCCACUUUCCCCGCUGCCCCGCCCCGCGAGGGGAGAGCGAGCGAGGGAGCUCGCUUUAACUCUUUCCGCGCCGGGGCUGGCGGCUCGCCCGAGUCUAAGCUGCGCGCUUCCCGGAGGGAGCGGUACGCCGCUUCCAGCUUGGCGUGCAGCCGAUGGAAGGCGCUCCUUCUCGGGCCCCCGCAGCGCUCUUUGUCCGGGGGAAGCUGGCAAUGUGGUUGCCGCUGCUCCUGCCACUGCUUUUCUUCUGGCCCCGGCUCUUGGGAUCCGUCGCAGCCGGGCAGCGCCACCUGGAACCGGACGGAGGGGAUUCGGGAGCCGCCAGCGGCGGAGGCUCGGGGAUGCCCGCAGUUGAAGUGAACUUGCUGGACAUAGUGGCCUCCCAUAGUGAGGACUCUGGGAAUUUUUCAUUUGGGUACGACGAAGCCAAUUGCAGCAUCCUGGAGGUCGGCCAAUAUGCUACACUCAGCAUCCCUGCUGUGGAAGCCUUUGGAGAGAACUUUGCAGAUGAGCUGAGCCUGUUGCUGAUGCUCAGGUACUCUCUGAAGGAGGACACCAGCCUCCUGACGAUCAUCGGCCUUCGCAGAAACAUCCUCUUUCAGAUCAGGAUUAGCCCUUACACCUUGGUGUUUGUCGCCAGCAGGGGGCGCCAUUAUGAGUUCCCCGUCUCCUCCCUGGGGGACGGGCACUGGCACAGGGUUGCUCUUGGCCUCUCCUCGGAGAGAUUGGCUCUGUAUGUGGACUGUCAGCUGGUGGAGAGCGUCAGCUGGUCUGGCUUCUUUGGCAUGGGAGAGGCCGCAGAGAGCCUAGUGGUUAUUGGAGGUCUCGUUGAGCCUUUGGAGGUUCCCUUUGAGGGUGCUCUGCAGCAACUGAGCUUCUGGAUGGGAGACGCUGGCAUUGCAGACGAAUACUGUCAAACCUCUUCCAGCCCCUGUGGCAGCCCUCUGGACAAGGAAGCUCGCUGCGACAGAUCCCACUUCUGGGAGAAGUUUCCCCAAGCCUGGACUCAGGGCUCGGAGUUUGCAGCUUCAGAUGCGGGUUUGAAGUCUCCCAUGCUAGAGCAGGAUCCUCCAAAGAGCCUAAAUAAGUUUCCCAGUAGAAGCUCUACAGAGUCAAACAUGGCUUCCAAACGAUCAAAGGAGGACAGAGAAGAGGAGGAGAACUUCAUUUUCAGAGACGAACCCCCAGGCUCCACUUACAAUAAAAUGGAUCUCCACGUGGCUGAUGACAAUCGUAUCCUUUCUGGAAUGCUUUCCAAAGUAAGUCGAGUGGGUGACAAGAAAGCAGAUAUCUCGAGAGUCUUGGAUGAUAACGCUAAGGAAAAGCUCAAGGGAGAUGUUGAGUCUUGGGAGCAGCUCUCAGCCACCAUCGUAGACCUCGACAGCCCUUCCACCUUCUCAGAAAUCCCUGAGGAGGGGAGCAAAUUGCCUGAAAAUAAGCCUAGAGCCUCCCUCCCCAACUCCCAUGAGAAGGCUGCAUCGUUUGCUGAUAGGGGUCUUGAAAUGGAUCUUUCCAGAGCUUCUGGAGCCACUAAUGGUGCUGUGAAACCACUACAGACAGUCCUGAAGGCUUUCUCUGGAAACAUCAAGGGAGAUGCCCAUAGACAAAGGACUUGGAGCCGACCUAAAGGAGUCCCUGUUCAGAACUCCGGUCCCACCCACUCCUUGCAGUUGACGGAGAUGCAAAAGAUCCGCCAUAAACCAGGACCCCCUGGGCUACCAGGGCCACCAGGUUUGCCGGGCUGUCCAGGGAAACGUGGAGCCAUGGGACCCAAAGGAGACAAGGGAUACCCCGGUGGAAUUGGACGAACAGGCCCUACCGGCGACCCGGGACAUUCCGGAGUCCCUGGAGUCCCAACAGUUGUUCUCUGGAGGAACACUAAGGAAGAUUGGCUGUCAUUCACUCAAACCUCAUUUUAUCAGCUUCUUCAUGCAGGCUGGCCGAGGCAGCCAGGGUCUCCUGGACCAGCCGGUCCACCAGGAAAGCCCGGAUUGCCUGGUCCUCCCGGAUUUCCAGGGGAGCCAGGUGAAAAAGGAUGGAAGGGUAACCAGGGUGAACCUGGCCCACUGGGCCUUCCAGGGCAUGCUGGGUUUCCUGGUUCAGACGGAUUUCCAGGCACAGAUCAAAAGCCCGGACAACCUGGUAUCCAAGGUGAACAGGGCCCACAAGGCUUUAGGGGAGAGAGGGGACCUGCUGGAGAAAGAGGAGAUGAGGGCGUUCUGGGAGAUCCUGGACCUCCUGGUGAAAAAGGAAAAAAAGGAGCAAAGGGUGUCAAAGGAGAGUGCGGGCCUGCUGGGCCUGUCGGGGUCCAGGGUGUGAUGGGUCAUCGAGGUCCUCCUGGUUUUCAGGGGUUCCCCGGGCCAGUGGGAGAGGCCGGCUUCAUGGGCCGUUGGGGACCUGCAGGACCUAUGGGUGAGCCGGGGCAACCAGGGCUGGCUGGAUUGCAAGGAGUGAAUGGCUCCCAGGGAGAAAUGGGCCCUUCAGGCUUGCUGGGACGGCCGGGACCUCAGGGACCACAAGGCUUGGAAGGGAGGCGUGGACCCACAGGUGUCAGGGGAUUACAGGGCCCCCUUGGGAGAGAAGGACCCCCUGGAGUCAAAGGAGACCCACAGGGAGAAGGUGGCCCUUCGGGUCUAAGAGGAGCACAUGGGCAAGCUGGCCUAAUGGGGCUGACCGGGAUGCCAGGGCCGGAAGGACCCCCGGGGGACCAAGGGAGCAAAGGACCAGCUGGAAUAAAAGGGAAUGCAGGAACCACAGGCGACCAGGGUACUGUUGGACUCCAAGGGACCACAGGACAGCCAGGAAUUCGAGGCGUCCCAGGGUUUCAGGGCUUUCCUGGGCCCAAAGGCCUUGCUGGAUUUCAAGGAGCUGAAGGAGAGGAAGGACAGGUUGGACCCCCUGGGCAAAAUGGCACGGAAGGGCCGAAGGGCAGUCGUGGUCCAGAUGGUGCAAAAGGAAGGCCUGGACCACGAGGCAACCAGGGCCGGAUAGGCCAGCGUGGGCUCAUUGGAAUGCCAGGACCCCCAGGCUUACGAGGCAUUCCUGGAAUCGAUGGUUCAGAAGGAAAGCCGGGUACACAGGGUCUUGCUGGCGCUGCAGGGAGCUCUGGCCGACGUGGUCUGGUGGGCAUCGUGGGUUUUCAAGGUGACCGGGGACAUGACGGUCCUUCUGGAUCAACGGGCUUUCCCGGCAAAACAGGAAUCAACGGAGACCCAGCUUCGCCGGGGCUGAGGGGUCUUCCUGGCGAACUUGGGCUGGAGGGGCUGCAAGGGCUUGUUGGUAUCAAUGGCUAUCCAGGAUCAGUUGGCGACAGAGGAACGCCAGGACCCACAGGCAGAAAGGGAGACCCUGGAAUCCGAGGGCUCACAGGAUUCUCAGGAAAACCUGGCUCAAAAGGUCCAUCGGGGCCACCCGGCAUGAAAGGUCUUCCUGGCCCACAGGGCAGAAUAGGAGAUUUAGGUCCCAGAGGACUUCCAGGACCCUUGGGGCUGCCUGGUAUACAUGGACAAAAUGGCAUCCCAGGAAAGCCAGGACCAGUGGGAGAAGUGGGGCCGCUUGGCCCAGUGGGAGCUACUGGUCCAGCAGGAUGCCUGGGAAAAGAUGGACCUGCUGGUCUUGUGGGCCCCUUUGGAGAGAGAGGAGAAAAGGGUACAGCACAUCGUCCAGGCACAGCUGGCGUCAGUGGGCUGGAUGGAGAACAGGGUGCCCCAGGUCUACCUGGAGGGGAAGGCCAACGUGGGUCAAAAGGGGGACAGGGUGACAGAGGAGCCCCAGGGGACCCAGGCGUUCAAGGAGACCUGGGGGAGACGGGAGAGGAGGGCCCCCCAGGGCAGCCCGGUGCAUACGGAGAGCUGGGGAAAGAGGGUGACAAUGGGGACCCUGGAGAUCCUGGUGAGCCCGGGCCAAAGGGAGAGAAGGGCAACAUUGGCAACGGAGGACCUUUGGGGCUUCUAGGGCUACGCGGCACUAUGGGGCGAGUUGGCAGAAAGGGCCACAGAGGAGAAAAGGGGCAAGAAGGUUUCUUGGGCCAAGCAGGCAUGGCUGGAAUAGCAGGACCCGAAGGAGCCAGAGGAUCACAGGGUGAAACUGGAGUCCGGGGACCUCCUGGACUGGAUGGUCCCGAAGGGAUGAAGGGAAAUCCAGGACCUCAUGGUGUGAUUGGACCAAGUGGUGCUACUGGGAUGAUGGGCUUCCCAGGAGAAGCUGGGAGGAAAGGAGACCAGGGCAAGCCAGGCCCUUCUGGUACAGCGGGCCCUGUGGGUACCAAGGGAGUUCAAGGUCUCCGGAGUUUUGAUGGCCCUGAAGGAUCAAAGGGAGACGCAGGCAAGAAAGGAGAGGCUGGCCAGCAGGGUGAUUCUGGGGGCCCUGGUCAAACCGGUGAGCCAGGGCUAGCUGGUAUUGAGGGCUCCCUGGGCAAGAAAGGAGAUCCAGGAUCACCAGGGGAAUCAGGCCAACAGGGACCUCAAGGCCUGCCAGGUAUGGAUGGUCAGAAAGGACGUAAAGGAGAAAAGGGGCAGUCUGGGCGUGCUGGGAGUCUAGGAUUCCCUGGCAAUCCAGGCAGAAGGGGCAAGCGUGGCAAAGCUGGACCCAGGCCCCCAAGAGGCUUCAAAGGCCCCAAGGGCCCUCCGGGUGAACAAGGCCUCAAGGGACCCCUGGGACCCCAGGGCCCUUAUGGGGUUCCUGGACUCAGAGGGGUGAAGGGAGCCAAGGGGCUCACAGGAGAAAAGGGUGACAAAGGCCACAUGGGGUCCCUUGGUCCGCAAGGGGAUAAUGGUUUUCAGGGCAAGCAAGGUCCUGUGGGUAUUCCUGGGAAGCCAGGACCAAAAGGAGAACAGGGUGGUGUUGGCUCACAUGGCUCGGAGGGAUCUGUGGGGCGCCCUGGCAUUCCCGGCUUACCCGGACAAAAAGGCCUCAAAGGCUUGCAAGGUGUCCCGGGACCAAAAGGCGAGCAAGGCCUGCCUGGCCCACCUGGUGUUCCUGGACCCCAGGGUGCGUCACUGAAUAUCUCCAGAGAAGAACUGAAGCGCCUGAUUUAUUCAGCAAACAAGCUGAACUCCGCCAUGGUGUGGACCUUCAUGGACAGCUUGGAACGAGAACUGAUGCUCCUGGUGGGCCUCCCAAAUGGCACCAGAGACCACCCGGCUGCCACUUGCAAAGAACUUUUGCUGGCUCAACCCCACCUGCCAGACGGAUAUUAUUACAUCGAUCCCAACCAAGGCAGCCCCCAAGACGCUUUGGUGGCAUUCUGCAACUUCACAGCAGGGGGAGAGACCUGUAUUUUUCCUGUGCAAAAUCAGGUCCCCAUCAAGGCCUGGCUGAGGGCAUAUGUGUCAGAAGGCACCUUCCAGUGGUUCAGUUCUUUGCCCGGUGGAUUCUUGCUGGAGUACCAGGGUACAAGCACCGUCCAGCUCCGCUUCUUGAAACUUCAUAGCAGCCAGGCCACCCAGAAGGUAUCCUAUUCCUGCAGACCCCAUCCAGAUGGAGGCAAGCUGCAACUGGAAAAGGAAAUCAAGUUCCUUGCUGACUCCCAGGAGCAGAGCUACAUAGCUGUCCUUCAAGGAUGCACAUUGGACAAUGAAUCUUUCAUCAUCGACACCAUCUUCCAUUUCUCCACGGAGGACCUUACCCUUUUGCCUCUGCGCGACCUGGCUGUGUUUCACAAUGGCGAUGCCUCUCAUCAGUUUGGGUUCACAGUUGGGCCUGUUUGCUUCAGCUAAGAUCGCCUUUCAACCAAUGAGUGAAUUUUUCCUCUUGGGGAAAUAAAACUUCAGAGAAAAGAUAGACCCUGAGAGACCCUGUACAGAUCCAGCUGGCUCUCAAAAGCCACUGUUGCUAUUUAUGAGUUCCUUGGAGCCACCAGCUGUCACUGGACAUGUCAGUGGGGCAGUGGAUUCCGCUCCAGGUUUUAGUCCGAACUUUCAAGGAGCUGGGCAAGCUGAAGCACCUUCUAGAAAGUUCGGACUAAAACCUGGAGCAGAUUCCACUGCUCCACUGACAUGGAACCACCCGCUGCCACAAUCCUUGUCUAAACUUACCUUUGGUCACAAACCGCUCUUCUUUCUGAAGGGCGUUGUUUUAAGUCCUGUUUCUCUGAAUACAGUAUAUAUGUAUAAAAGGUGUUAAUUUAAGUCACAAUGGAGAAGUUACUGACUUCCUUUGAGGAGCGUUGCCUCCUCUUCUUAUGGUCUGUAUAUAGAACAGCCACAUAAUCCAGGUGGAUUUCCACCAGUGAUGAGAAAAGGUUGUCCUGUUCAGCCCAAUCUAUAGCUAUUAAAGAUACUGUGCCUUAAGAAACACCCUAACCCUUAAUUAUGUUGGAAAAAUGCAGCCAAUUAUUCCUUUUCAGUUUUCGUUCCAUAACAAUCAAACAGUUGCGCUCCACAUAAAUUUAAUCUGAACUCUACCUCCGCCGCCACCCUCACAAUAAAAUACAACACAAUUAAAAAAAAAUCCUGGCACCUCUGUAAACAUAGAUUAGCAUCCCUUUUUCACCUCUAAGGGCUGAACUAGAAGUUUACUGUCGUUAGGGAGGAGGGAGGAAUUUUGUUCAGUUCAAAGGUGAACCUACCUAAUUCACGUUUUCCAAAACAAUACGAGAAACCAAAAUGCAGGCAUCCUCCAAAGGUUGCACCGCUCUGAGUUCUCCAGACAAACCGUGUCUACCAAAAUGCAUGUACAUAAAAUGCAUUGUAUUAAGGAAAAUUGCUUUGCAAAAAUGUGUACACAGGCAACAUUCACAUCCAAAUCCGGAUGAAUUUUCAGCAGGACUUUUUUAAAAAAAAAUUCCACAAACCGAUGAGGAGAACAGAACUUAAGAUUGGAGAAAUGGGAAGGUGAAACUGAUAGAUUUGCUUGGCCCUAGCCAGCACUGCCCAAAUUAGUGGAUUCUUGGGGAGGGGCAGAGAAAUAUGCAUUAACGUGCACGCUUUUGUUAAGUAAACAGCAACUACGGGGGGACUUCAAGACCAUGGAGGAUGGGGGGGGAGUUUUAACUCUUUCUCGCCCUGCACAAGAGAAAUCCCGGCUCCAAAGCUGCUAUUUGAAUUUCAAGGACACAUCCAUCUUCUCAGCUGUUAUAUACAUAAGGAAAGCAUGCAUGUUCGCACAAUUUACAUUCCAUCUCGUAGGGAUGGAAGGAUCUGUCCGUUUUGCUUCUCUCUCUUGCUCAUUUUUCCAAUCUUAAAUUCGGUUCUCCACAUUUCUGCAGCAAUCUGUGAUUUUUUUUUUUUUUUUUUAAAAAUGCUCAUGAAAAGUCAUCAGCAUUUUAAAGUGAAUUUCUCCUAAUUCUGGACAUUUCUGUAUGCAGUUUUGAUUAAUGUGCAUAUUUUUGUAAGCAAUUUCUCUAAGUACGACACAUUGUUGUCUAUUUUCACUAAUAUAUUCAUUUUUAUGCACACUUUAUCAUAAUGUAUGCAUUUUUUUUUUAAAAAAGCAUUGAUUAGAGAACUACAGCACAAAAAGUGUGAAUUUGAUAGAUUCAGCUUUAAAUGUGAACUCAGCAGAAUUUCGCCCCCAUAAGGGGUGAGAGACCUUUUUUGGCCCAAGUGCCACAUUUGCCCUUCAACAAGCCUCCGAGGUGGUGCCAGUGGUGAAUGUGGCCAAAAAUGGAUGGGCCCACCCACUCGCUAUUAUAAAAUAUUUAUUAGCCCCUUGAAUGUUUCAAUCUCGGAGGAGGAACAAUGAAAUGAAAUUUUUUUAAAAAAAAUACAGGAAAAGGUAAUUUACCCAAAUUACAGAAUCAUCAAAACAAGUCCAAUAAAUAGCACAAUCAAAUGAACAACUCCCUAAUAAAAACAACUGAACUAAACUGCAGUGAAGACAACCAUUGGAAUUUCCAAUUGAACCAGAUAGCUGGGUAAAGAAAACAGGACAUCUAACCAGCUAAAACAAGCAAAUGCCCUUAGCAACACGUCCCACCCAAUCUCUCACCUGGGAGAGUGCACUCUUAACAUGCACCCAAGCUGGAGGUUCCCCUUCUCUGGUGGUAACCAACUUUCAAAGUGCCGCACUUGGUGCAGGAUCCCAGGGGUCUGGGGUCUUGUUUUAACGUCUGGGUAACCGAGGCAUGUUUUCCUGCCCUGUCAACAGACAAAAAAGCAAAGACUGGUUCGCCGGCUGCCUUAUUUUGCCCUUCUGAAACAAAAGCAUCCAAGUUCUUCAUCCCCAUCACCAGGAAAUGGUAUGGGACCAGGGAGGGCAAUUUUGGAGAUGAUUGGAAUGUUAAAAUUUGAACCGUGCCUUACUGUGGCUUGUGAGCAUCAGUGUGUGGAUGCAGGGGAGCAAUCAAUUCCAGUUCCUUUUGCAAAGGGGCAUAGAACUCAUUGAUCGUGACUUAAGUGUUUGCAGUUCUGGGUCGGCACAAAAGGGGAAAUGUAUCACCAAAACGAGAGGACAAAGAAAAACCUGCAUGUGCUAAUUUAUAUGGAUAGAUUCCAAUUUAGAAAUAAUGCCUAUAAUUAGAAACAACAAUGCAUAGUGGUUGAUGUGCCUGCUCAGUCUGCUGUCUAGAUGCUAGCAGUUGUCAGGCAUCUCUAAGGGCUAGCCCUUUUGAUGGCUCUUUUAAACUUCAUUUGGGAUCAAAUAAACGACUGUUCUCUGCAAAGU